AUGGCAAUCCGCGCUGACCCAGGCUGCCUGGGGCAGAGUUUUAAUCUCCACCCGGAGUGGGGCUUCGACUCCUACGAAAUCAUCAUUCCCAGAAAGGUGAGCCCCAGAAUGGAGACACAGACUGGUUCAGGGCAGGUAUCCUACCUCCUGCACCUGAUUGGCAAGAAUUAUAUUCUCCACCUGAGACUCAAUAGGCUCCUGGUGCCCCGACACCUUCGAGUGUUCUCCUUCACAGACCAAGGAGACUUCCUGGAGGAUCACCCUUACUUACCCAGGAACUGCAACUACCUUGGCUUUGUGGAAGGAUCCCAGGAGUCUGAAGCUACGCUAAGUACAUGCCUGGGAGGCCUCCACGGCAUGCUGAGGCUGGAAGAGCAAGUUUACCAAAUUGAGCCUCUCAGAGCCUCCUCCAGCUUUGAGCACAUCUUUUAUCUCCUAAAGGAUGAGGAGUUUAGCACUAAGGCCUGUGGCUUAACUGAUGAAGGAAUAGAAUGGCAGAUAUCCAGACAUGAAUCGUCAGAGCUGCUGGAAUAUCGUGACAUCUACAUCCACAGAAAGUAUCUGGAGUUGCUCCUUGUAUUUGAUCACAAGAGGUUUGUGUUUAGGAAACAUAACUUAACCCAUAUCAUUUUUGAAGGACUUCUUAUGGCAGGUUUUAUGGACUCUCAAUUUCAGGCACUAAAUCUACGCAUCCAUCUAUCAGCUAUUGAAAUCUGGACUGACAGUGAUAAAAUAAAUACUAGUAACAAACAAUUACUUAAUGUUCUUCGUUCUUUUUCAAAGUAUAGAAGAGACGUCCAAUAUCCUCGAAUUCAAACCGAUUGGUCACACUUGUUUGUAAAAGAUUCUUUUGGUGAUGCACGUGGGUGGGGCUGGAUCGGAGGUGUUUGUGAUAAGUAUCAUGGUGCAUCAACUAGUACUCUUGGAACUGGAAACAUGAUUUCUCCUGCUUAUGUAUCUACACAUGAACUGGGACAUGGUGUGGGAAUGACACAUGACUCAGGGCUCUGUCAAUGUAGAGGAGGCAGUGCUAACUGUAUCAUGGGUCUUGGGCAUAAUGGGUUUAGUAACUGUAGUUUUAUCAAUUAUUUUAACUUAAUAAAUAAAAUGGCUGAUUGCCUAAAUAAUAUACCAGAGAUGGCAUUUUCAGUGAAGGAAUGUGGAGACAAAGUUGUGGAUGAAGGUGAGGAAUGUGACUGUGGCUCAAAAGAGGACUGUAAAAGAAACACAUGUUGCCAACCAGACUGCAAAUUGAAACCUGGGGCCAACUGUAGCAUUGGUCUUUGCUGUCAUCACUGUCAAUUUCGUCCAUCCGGAUACAUAUGUAGGAAGGAACUAAACGAAUGUGACCUUGCGGAGUACUGUGAUGGGAAUUCAAGUGUCUGCCCGGAUGACAUUUACAAGCAGGACGGAACGCCUUGCAGAGCUGGUUCCCUUUGUUAUAAAAAGGGGUGCUAUGUUCGGUAUCUGCAGUGCCAAAAUAUAUUUGGGGAAGGAGCUAUGGAUGCUCCACAUCAGUGCUAUGAUGCCACAAAUUUACUGGGUGAUCGAUUUGGAAACUGUGGACUCCAGGGUACAGGCUACCUAAGGUGUACAUCUGAAAACGCAUUAUGUGGAAGGCUGCAGUGCACCAACGUCAAGGCAAUCCCUAACAUGCCUGAUCAUACUACUCUAAUUUCCACUCAUCUGCAGAAGGAAAAUCUCUUGUGCUGGGGAACAGAGUAUCACGCCUCCUUAUUAGCCAGUGGAUUACCAGAUUUUGGCAUGGUGAAGGAUGGCACUUCCUGUGGUGAUAACUUGGUGUGCGUUAACAGAGAAUGUGUCAAAAUCACAACCCUACGUUUUGACUGUUUGCCCGAGAAGUGCAAUAACCGAGGGAUUUGCAACAAUAGAAGAAACUGCCACUGCCUGUAUGGCUGGGCCCCUCCCUUCUGUGAGGAGGAAGGGUUUGGAGGAAGCAUUGAUAGUGGGCCUGUGGGAAAAAUUAACGAAAGGCCCCUGCUGUAUGUUAUAUUUAUUCGUCUCUUUCUCCUAAUGACGUCUGUGAUUAUUGUAUUGUUCAGGAAAGUGAUAGGAAAUUUACUUAGACCUAUAUAG
Molecule: messenger RNA, 2097 nt
Organism: Trichechus manatus latirostris (Florida manatee)
Lineage: Eukaryota; Metazoa; Chordata; Mammalia; Sirenia; Trichechidae
Product: disintegrin and metalloproteinase domain-containing protein 30-like
Exons: 1
Coding region: 1-2097 (698 amino acids)
Biological process (GO): proteolysis; male gonad development
Cellular component (GO): plasma membrane; external side of plasma membrane; sperm head plasma membrane
Molecular function (GO): metalloendopeptidase activity
Source: RefSeq, a predicted model, not a curated record